This is a messenger RNA of Dreissena polymorpha, 2667 nucleotides long. RefSeq lists its product as uncharacterized. NCBI's taxonomy places the organism in Eukaryota, Metazoa, Mollusca, Bivalvia, Myida, Dreissenidae. Bases 72 to 389 code for a protein of 105 amino acids. The transcript is spliced from 2 exons. The record is from RefSeq and is a predicted model, not a curated record.
AUAAAGUGUAAAAACCAUUGCCCUUAUUUUACUUGUUAUACUGUGUAAUUAGCAUAUGGUAACAAACUUUCAUGAUGGAAAGAUCCGCAAAUGAAAACCCACCGAGCGAUUAUCCGGUGUCUCAGCAGCAGUUUCAAACUCAGCAGCAGCAACCACCGGCCUUCACUCAGCAGCAACCACCGGCCUUCACUCAGCAGCAGCAACCACCGGCCUUCACUCAGCAGCAACCACCGGCAUUCACUCAGCAGCAACCACCGGCCUUCACUCAGCAGCAACCACCGGCCUUCACUCAGCAGGCAGUUAAUUACGGACAGCCAGGCAGCAAGGAGCAAGCUGGCUACAUACAGCCAGGCUAUGUCGGAGAACCUGGACAUGUUGUUGUAAGUUAAACAUGCUUUACACAGGGCAGGUUAUGGAAAUUACGUUUCUUUUCACACGAUGGGUCGUGACACUAAAUACGUUUAACCAUGAGUGUAAUGUAGACUUGGAGACUUUUCUAACGCAAAACUUUUAAAACUUAAUAAUUUAGUAAUGAGAUAAGAUUUUUAUUUAAAAUUGUAUAUGUGAGUGUUGUACUACUUAUGUGCAAGCUCAUGAUAAAAUCAUUCAUCCAUGACGCUCGGACGCUCUAGCACGUGCGGAAGGUAGCCUUCAACAUGCCAAUUUCGCGGUUGCGCUUCUGAGUAUUAAUAAGAGCCAUAUUGCUUUUUGAACGAAUUGUAUGUUGUCCUGGUGGUAAGAACGCACAAAGAAUGAUGACAUUGAAAUAAUAUUAGAAUUAUACAGCGUUUCACCAUUCAGUGCGUAAAUAAUGAAACCAUACAUGUACCUACCCACGUGCUUAAGCGUCAGAUUGUCACGCUUGAAUAAUUGUAUCGUGGGCUGAAAUAGAUGGCAGUCAACUGAUCACAUAUCCUUUGCACACCUGUAACGUAUUAGAACGUACACGUUUUUCUCUCCUCAAAACAGGGGCGAUUUUUUUUACAGAGAACGACAACAACGUUAUAGAACGCAUACAAAUUUCGUUGUUUCAAAACCUGACCCCAAUUAAGCGUAGGAACCCUGAAACGUUUUUUCUUAUAUAAUACUAUUAUCAAUGUUUGCAAAUGAACAGAAACUUCAUCAAAGACAAAAAUUGAAUAAAGACUGCGACGUUCUAUUGUUCAAUAUACAGUAUGUUGACUAUAAACUUAUCAAAUUAAGUUUCGACCAUUUAUGGUAAAUAAUUGAGAGUUAAAAUCAAUAAAUAUUUAAAUGCUCAAAAUUCAUCUUAAAAAAGCAAAUGAGUGGUAUUUGGAAAACAAUGAUUUUCUGUCGUGUGUGAAAUAAACUUUUUAAUAAGAAAAUUCUGUAUUUCGGAUGUUUAUAUUACAACGAUUUGGCAAAGACGAUCAAAUCAUCCAACGGAUCAUGUGUAAUAUUGUUUAUUGAUCUGUAUUAAAAAAAAAUUAAAUACAUAUUUUGUACGCUACAGAGGUUUAAUUGCUAUUGACAAAGUUCGUAAAAAUACGCUACAGUUCUACUUAGUAUUCUCAUGCACUUCAGUUUUCAGUUGUAUAAAAGCGUACAAAUACGGUAGAAUCCGCUAUGGGGCAUCCCUUUCUAAAACAAAUUAUACCGUAUUCAAGCAGAUAAUUGUUUGAUGAUAAACAACUGUGACGGGUCAAAACGUAUUAUAGGCCCGGUUUUCGUUGUAAACCGUAAAAUGUAUUUUUUUUUAACGCGAAAAUCCGUUACAGUAUUGAAAAUUGAGAAAAACGUGCACGUUUAACAACGUUGUAGUUGUUACCUUUAAAAAAAGCCCCGGUUCUGAGGAGAGAAACAUUGUAAACGUUUUAAUACGCUACAGCGUUUCGCUGCAAAAUUCGACCAGGUGCCUAAAGGAUAUACAAUUUUAAUUCAAAUUGUUUGUCUCAUUCCUGAGGUAUUUAACUUUGAAAAGUGUUGAGUAAGAAAAGAAUGCAACUGUAUUAUAUUGUUCCAAGAUGUUUUUUCAAAGAACGCUACAUUUAAGAUAUUAUUUAAUUUAUUUUGUAACGAGGUUUCUGUCUAAACAUCAAUGCUGCAUAUCUUACAUAUAUUUCAUAUCGCUAGACGUUGCGGAACGUUUUAGCUGGUUGGUCAAAUAUCACCGAAGCCUUUAACACAUGAUUUUUUCCUUCAUCGCAGUGUUUCAGGGGAUCAGCUUAAAGUUGCGAGCUAUAUUUUACAGAAACUGUAACUUAUUUUAGUUUAAUGAUUUAUUAUAAAUAUGUACAUGUUGAUCUGCGUUAUUGAAGAAGCUCACUGCUUAUGCAAAUUACACAAUUCGACGAAAAGUUGCUUGUUUUGUUUUGAAAAUAAUGAACUUAAUGACGACUAUACCCAAAUAUAGUUAACGAAUUAGUUUUAUCCUGCCUCUGUUGCAAACAUUGACCAAAUAAAGCAGGGUCGAAUAAAUGUUCACAUCACCGGUCAACAGGAAGUAGUGUGUUCCUACGCACGCUGUGACGAUUAACAUGUUCUAAUAUUUGACCUUUGCAAUUUAUUGGGACGCAUCAUGAAUGUUAUCGUUAUAUUAUAUAUCAUCUUUUUUUUUUCUUCUUAAAAUAUAUUACCAAACCAGCUUUCCGUACUUAUCAUUUUCAUUUACAUGAUUACGCAAUUUAUGACGUAUCAAGUGUGACG